AGCUAAGACAACUAGGUCCCCGAAUAGAAGACUAGAUUCAGGAAUCGGCAGGCUUCAUGUGAAAUCAAUUUAAGGGUAUUUACUAGAAUUCACUCAAAAUUUAUUCUGAUUUAUCAAGAUGAUGCAACAGAAUUUUUAUUUUCUUGGCUAAAUUAAACUUUCUUGGAUUUUUAAGAAAAACAGAGCAGAUUAUUGCUGUGCCAUUUUAACAGAGAAAAAAGUAUUUAUCACAAUUAUAUGAUUGGGGACAAACUUGAUUUUUCUUUUCCCAAAGUCACCAAAUCUUAUAUCAACAAUCUUUCUAAUUUUCUAGCAUUUGUAUAAUUUGGGAGGGAGAAAAAGACAUUUUUUAUGGUUUUUACAGGAGGUUUGUCUCAUAACUCUAACAUCUGAUAAUGGUUGUCAUUAGAACUUAUAUUUUCCUGAUGGAAACACCAUCUGUUUUGCUAGACACGUUUUAGAGUUAAUAUUUCCAUUAUUGAAUGAAACUGAGAAAAGAGGAAUCUUAGUGAAGAUGAGGCGAUUGGCCUUCUUAUCAGCUCUGCCUAAAGAAGUUGCUUCCAAGAUCCGGUACUUGCAGGAAUAUCAUAACCGUGUUCUCCACAACAUUUAUCCUGUACCUUCAGGCACAGACAUUGCAAACACCCUGAAAUACUUUUCUCAGACCUUACUAAGCAUUUUGUCCCGCACAGGGAAGAAGGAAAACCAAGAUGCCUCCAAUUUGACAGUGCCCAUGACCAUGUGUCUUUUUCCUGUGCCAUUCCCACUCACCCCAUCUCUAAGACCACAGGUCAGUUCCAUCAACCCUACUGUUACUCGCUCCCUCCUUUACAGCGUCCUGCGAGAUGCUCCAUCUGAACGUGGCCAGCAAAGUCGGGAUGCUCAGUUAUCAGACUACCCUUCAUUGGACUAUCAAGGACUUUACGUGACUUUGGUGACUCUGUUGGAUCUAGUUCCCUUACUUCAACAUGGCCAACAUGAUCUUGGACAGUCAAUAUUUUACACAACUACCUGCUUGCUGCCUUUUCUCAAUGAUGAAAUCCUGAGCACUUUGCCCUAUACAAUGAUAUCAACAUUAGCUACUUUCCCUCCAUUUCUGCAUAAAGAUAUUAUUGAAUAUCUCAGCACAUCAUUUCUACCUAUGGCUAUAUUGGGAUCAUCAAGGAGAGAAAGUGUUCCUGCUCAUGUUAAUCUCUCUGCAUCCUCUAUGUUAAUGAUCGCAAUGCAGUACACCUCAAACCCUGUGUAUCACUGUCAAUUACUGGAAUGCCUCAUGAAAUAUAAGCAAGAAGUCUGGAAAGACUUGCUAUAUGUAAUAGCCUAUGGACCUUCUCAAGUAAAACCUCCAGCUGUACAAAUGUUGUUCCACUAUUGGCCCAAUUUAAAACCUCCUGGGGCAAUAAGCGAAUACAGAGGCCUGCAGUACACAGCUUGGAAUCCCAUCCAUUGCCAGCAUAUUGAAUGCCAUAAUGCAAUUAACAAACCAGCUGUGAAGAUGUGUAUAGAUCCUUCCCUGUCGGUGGCUUUAGGUGAUAAACCACCCCCGUUGUACCUCUGUGAAGAAUGCAGCCAAAGAAUUGCAGGGGAUCAUAGCGAAUGGCUGAUAGAUGUUCUUCUACCACAAGCUGAGAUUUCUGCUAUAUGUCAGAAGAAGAACUGUAGUUCGCAUGUCAGAAGAGCAGUUGUCACCUGCUUUUCUGCGGGCUGCUGUGGUCGCCAUGGAAAUAGGCCAGUCCGCUAUUGCAAAAGAUGCCACUCGAACCAUCACAGUAGUGAAGUUGGUGCAGCAGCGGAGACCCACUUGUAUCAGACGUCCCCUCCACCGAUCAACACUCGGGAAUGCGGUGCUGAGGAACUUGUUUGCACUGUGGAGGCGGUGAUCAGUUUGCUGAAAGAAGCUGAGUUUCAUGCCGAGCAGAGAGAGUAUGAACUGAAUCGUCGGAGGCAAAUGGGCCUCUCCUCUUCCCAUCACUCCCUCGAUAACACUGACUUUGACAAUAAAGAUGAUGAUAAACAUGACCAGCGUCUGCUCAGCCAGUUUGGAAUUUGGUUCUUAGUGAGUCUUUGUACUCCCAGUGAGAACACUCCGACUGAGAGUUUAGCCAGGCUGGUCAGCAUGGUCUUCCAGUGGUUUCACUCGACAGCAUAUAUGAUGGAUGAUGAAGUUGGAAGCUUAGUGGAAAAGCUGAAGCCUCAGUUUGUCACCAAGUGGUUAAAGACAGUAUGUGAUGUCCGCUUUGAUGUUAUGGUCAUGUGCCUGCUCCCUAAACCUAUGGAGUUUGCCAGGGUUGGUGGAUAUUGGGAUAAAUCCUGCAGCACAGUGACACAGUUAAAGGAAGGUCUGAACCGGAUUCUCUGCCUGAUUCCAUAUAAUGUGAUCAACCAGCCUAUAUGGGAAUGUAUCAUGCCGGAGUGGCUGGAAGCUAUCAGAACAGAAGUGCCAGAUAACCAGCUGAAAGAAUUCAGGGAAGUAUUAAGCAAAAUGUUUGAUAUUGAGCUUUGCCCUCUACCUUUUUCCCUGGAAGAGAUGUUUGGUUUCAUUAGUUGUCGGUUCACAGGAUAUCCUUCUUCUGUGCAGGAGCAAGCUUUACUGUGGCUUCAUGUUUUAUCUGAAUUAGACAUUGUGGUUCCUCUUCAGCUACUCAUAAGCAUGUUUUCUGAUGGAGUUAAUUCAGUCAAAGAGCUAGCAAAUCAAAGGAAAUCAAGAGUGAAUGAACUGGCAGGGAAUCUCGCAGCUCGAAGGGUGAGUGUCGCUUCUGAUCCUGGGCGCAGAGUUCAGCACAAUACUUUGAGCCCAUUUCCCAGCCCUUUUCAGAGCCCAUUUUGCAGUCCCAUUCGCAGUCCAUUUCGUAGUCCUUUCAAGAACUUUGGGCAUCCUGGAGGAAGAACUAUUGACUUUGAUUGUGAAGAUGAUGAGAUGAAUCUGAACUGUUUCAUACUCAUGUUUGACCUCAUCCUGAAGCAGAUGGAGUUACAGGAUGAUGGUAUCACUAUGGGUUUAGAUAACAGCCUGUCCAAGGACAUUAUUUCCAUUAUAAACAACGUUUUUCAAGCUCCCUGGGGUGGCUCUCACACCUGCCAGAAAGAUGAAAAAGCAGUUGAAUGCAACCUCUGUCAGUCUAGCAUUCUCUGUUACCAGCUGGCUUGCGAAUUGCUUGAACGACUGGCUCCAAAAGAAGAAAGCCGCCUGGUGGAGCCCACAGACAAUCUUGAAGAUAGUCUACUAUAUUCCAGGCCUGAGUUUAUUAUAGGAACUGAAGGAGAAGAGGAAGAGAAUUCUGCAGCCAAACAUGGAGAAAAUCCUGGAAAUCACACUGAGCCUGUAGAUAAUGCUGCAAUAAAAAAUGAUACUGAAAGGAAAUUUUGCUAUCAGCAACUUCCAGUGACUUUGAGGCUAAUAUAUACCAUUUUUCAGGAAAUGGCUAAGUUUGAAGAGCCAGACAUUCUCUUCAACAUGCUCAACUGUCUAAAGAUUCUCUGUCUCCACGGAGAGUGCUUGUACAUCGCUAGGAAAGAUCAUCCACAGUUUUUAGCCUAUAUUCAAGAUCAUAUGUUGAUUGCAAGUUUAUGGCGAGUAGUUAAAUCUGAAUUCUCCCAGCUUUCUUCUCUGGCUGUUCCCCUUCUUCUCCAUGCUUUAUCACUUCCUCAUGGUGCUGAUAUCUUCUGGACUAUCAUAAAUGGCAACUUCAAUAGCAAAGACUGGAAAAUGAGGUUUGAAGCAGUAGAAAAAGUGGCAGUAAUAUGCAGAUUUCUGGAUAUUCACUCUGUGACUAAAAAUCACCUGCUGAAGUAUUCUCUGGCCCAUGCAUUCUGCUGCUUCCUGACUGCUGUUGAGGAUGUCAAUCCCGCUGUGGCUACAAGGGCUGGACUCUUGCUUGACACAAUAAAGCGGCCAGCAUUACAGGGGUUGUGUCUUUGUCUUGACUUUCAGUUUGAUACUGUUGUUAAGGAUAGACCCACAAUCCUUAGCAAGCUUUUGCUUCUUCAUUUUCUAAAGCAAGAUAUACCUGCUUUGAGCUGGGAAUUCUUUGUCAAUAGAUUUGAAACACUCUCUCUGGAGGCUCAGCUUCAUUUGGAUUGCAAUAAAGAGUUCCCUUUUCCAACAACUAUCACUGCCGUAAGGACCAAUGUUGCUAACCUCAGUGAUGCAGCAUUGUGGAAGAUCAAGAGGGCUCGCUUUGCAAGGAACCGCCAGAAAAGUGUGCGCUCCCUGAGAGACAGCGUGAAAGGACCCAUGGAAUCGAAGAGGGCACUGUCCCUUCCUGAAACCUUAACCUCCAAAAUUCCUAUGAGGUUGACCAGGCAAGAGCAGUCUGCUCCAACUCUCGGUGGAACACCAGAACAGACGCCAGGGCAACAGUCCCCUGAGAACGAUAACACUAUAAAAGACCUCCUCCCAGAGGAUGCUGGGAUUGAUCAUCAGACUGUCCACCAGCUAAUUACAGUACUAAUGAAGUUUAUGGCUAAGGAUGAGAGUAGUGCUGAGUCAGACAUCAGCAGCGCUAAAGCCUUCAACACCGUCAAGCGCCAUUUAUAUGUUUUACUUGGCUACGAUCAACAAGAAGGAUGUUUUAUGAUUGCACCUCAAAAAAUGCGUCUGUCAACUUGCUUUAAUGCAUUUAUUGCUGGAAUAGCACAAGUGAUGGACUAUAACAUCAAUCUUGGAAAACAUCUUCUCCCCUUAGUGGUUCAGGUGUUGAAGUAUUGCUCUUGCCCUCAACUCCGACAUUAUUUCCAGCAGCCUCCCCGGUGCUCUCUUUGGUCCUUGAAACCUCAUAUUCGGCAGAUGUGGUUGAAGGCUUUGCUUGUCAUUCUUUACAAGUAUCCCUACCGAGAAUGUGAUAUCAGCAAGGUUAUGCUGAAUCUGAUCCAGAUUACAGUCAAUACGCUGAAUGCCCAAUAUCACAGCUGCAAGCCUCAUGCCACCGCAGGACCUUUGUACAGUGACAACAGUAACAUAAGCAGAUACAGUGAAAAAGAAAAAGAGGAAGAUAGUGUUUUUGAUGAAUCUGAUAUUCAUGAUACACCUACUGGACCCUGCAAUAAAGAGUCUCAAACUUUUUUUGCAAGAUUGAAAAGGAUAGGCGGCAGCAAAAUGGUGAAAUAUCAACCGGUUGAGAUGAAUGCCCAGAGAAGUGAAAUAGAGCUGGCUGAAUAUAGAGAAACGGGGGCAUUGCAAGACAGCAUUCUACGCUGUGUGAGAGAAGAAAGCAUUCAGAAAAAAAAGCUGCGCUCUUUAAAACAAAAAUCUCUUGAUAUAGGGAAUGCAGACUCCCUGUUGUUUACAUUAGAUGAACAUCGUAGGAAGUCGUGCAUAGACCGCUGUGACCUAGAUAAACCACCUACUCACGCCGCUUACAUCACACAUAGACAAAGUGACUAUGGACGGCCUAGACAGAAUUCUGCCACCAGAAAUGAAAAUCCCGAAAUCCCUGAAAACCCAGCCAUAGAAAGUUUACAAGAAGCCAGAAGACCUGUCAUUCCUGAAGUUAGACUGAAUUGCAUGGAGACCUUUGAAGUAAAAGUUGAAUCUCCGGUAAAACCUGCCCUUUCUAAAGAGGAUUUAGAUCUCAUAGAUCUAUCUUCUGAUUCAACAUCAGGCCAUGAAAAGCAUUCUAUUCUCUCUACAUCAGACAGUGACUCUCUGGUCUUUGAGCCUCUUCCACCACUCCGAAUAGUGGAGAGCGAUGAAGAGGAGGAAUUCGCGACCCAAGGAGAGGAUAGGGUGUCCCGAAAAAAUGGCGCCUCGACUCCUGUCCGUCCCUCUGUGCUCAGUUUAAGUACAACCCCUCUCGUGCAAGUAAGCAUUGAGGAUUGCUCUAAAGACUUUACCUCGAAAGAUGCAAGCAAUCAUCUGCCAUCGGGAAAAAGAGAAAUCCCUCCAACCAUUCCUGAAGAUCAAAAAGGUUCUGAAGAAUUGUCAAAGUCAGGGGACUUACCAGAAUUUCCUGUUGGGAGCCCACUAACUCUCAAGCAAAAGCGUGACCUCCUACAGAAGUCAUUUGCACUUCCUGAACUGUCUCUUGAUGAUAGCUAUGAACUUUGCCCAGAGGAAAUGAAGUCCAGUGGGUCGGUUCCGAGUUCAAGUGGAAAAACUGUUCUUCUUAAGGUUCCCGAAGAUGCUGAGAAUCAGACUGAGAGCGAUAAAUCGGACACCAAUGCAGAAUCUGAUUCAGAACAAAAUGCAGAGCAGAAGCCAGAAGAUGAAGGAGCAGAAGAAUUCAAGAUUCAGAUUGUCCCUAGGCAAAGGAAACAGAGAAAGAUCGCUGUCAGUGCUAUCCAGAGGGAGUACCUUGACAUUUCCUUCAACAUUCUAGACAAAUUGGGAGAACAGAAAGAUCCAGAUCCUUCUGCUAAAGGACUUUCAACUUUGGAAAUGCCAAGAGAAUCUUCUUCUGCUCCAACAUUAGAAGCAGGUGUGCCCGAGACUAGUAGCCAUUCUUCUAUAUCAACUCAGUAUAAGCAGAUGAAAAGGGGAUCAUUGGGAGCUCUGACCAUGAGCCAGUUAAUGAAGAGGCAACUGGAACAUCAGUCCAGUGCCCCUCACAACAUCAGCAACUGGGACACUGAACAGAUACAGCAUGGGAAACGUCAGUGUAAUGUGCCAAUAUGUCUAAAUCCUGAGCUGGAGGGACCACCACUAAGGAUGAGAGGUGCCACAAAAUCCAGCCUACUGUCUGCACCCAGCAUCGUCAGUAUGUUUGUGCCCGCCCCCGAGGAUUUCGCCGAUGAACAGCCAACUAUGAUGACUGACAAGUGCCAUGAUUGCGGUGCCAUUCUUGAAGAGUAUGAUGAAGAAACUCUUGGACUGGCCAUUGUCGUCCUCUCAACAUUCAUCCAUCUGAGUCCAGAUUUAGCGGCCCCUUUAUUGUUGGACAUCAUGCAAUCAGUGGGAAGGUUGGCAUCCUGUACCAGUUUUUCUAAUCAAGCAGAAAGCAUGAUGAUCCCUGGCAAUGCGGCGGGGGUAGCCAAACAAUUCCUGCGUUGCAUCUUCCAUCAGCUAGCCCCCAAUGGGAUCUUCCCCCAGCUGUUCCAGAGCAAUAUAAAAGAUGGGAGUUUUUUACGGACCUUAGCUACAUCUCUAAUGGACUUCAGUGAGUUGAGCUCCAUAGCUGCCCUGAGCCAGCUGUUAGAGGGUUUAAAUAAUAAGAAGAACUUGCCGGCAGGGGGUGCUAUGUUACGUUGUUUGGAAAACAUUGCUACUUUUAUGGAAGCUUUGCCUAUGGAUUCGCCUAGUAAUCUCUGGACCACAAUCAGUAACCAGUUUCAGACUUUCUUUACCAAACUGCCUUGUGUUUUACCUCUUAAGUGUUCUUUAGAUUCCAGUUUGAGAAUAAUGAUCUGCCUUCUGAAGAUACCUACGACCAGUGCCACAAGGAGUCUGUUGGAGCCAUUUUCGAAACUACUCAGCUUUGUGAUUCAGAAUGCAGUGUUCACUCUUGCCUACCUGGUGGAGCUGUGUGGUUUAUGUUACAGAGCUUUCACUAAGGAACGGGAUAAAUUUUACUUGUCACGCAGUGUUAUUUUAGAACUACUGCAGGCCUUGAAGUUAAAGUCUCCCUUACCAGAUACAAACCUACUUCUGUUGGUACAGUUUGUUUGUGCAGAUGCUGGAACCAAACUUGCUGAGUCAACAAUCCUGCACAAGCAGAUGAUUGCCUCCAUGCCUGGUUGCGGAACAGCAGCAAUGGAAUGCAUGAGGCAGUAUGUUACUGAAGUGUUGGAUUUCAUUGCGGAUAUGCAUACACUAACCAAAUUAAAGAGUCACAUGAAGACAUGUUCCCAGCCUUUGCAUGAAGAUACAUUUGGUGGGCAUCUCAAAGUUGGUUUGGCUCAGAUUGCUGCAAUGGAAAUCACCCGAGGAAACCACAGAGACAAUAAAGCUGUGAUCAGAUACCUGCCUUGGCUAUACCAUCCUCCCUCUGCAAUGCAACAAGGACCUAAAGAAUUCAUCGAGUGCGUAUCUCAUAUCCGUCUCCUGUCAUGGCUUCUUCUGGGCUCACUUACUCACAAUGUUGUGUGCCUGAAUUCCCCUUCUUCUUGCAUGCCAAUUCCUUUGGAUGCAGGCUCCCACAUUGCAGAUCAUCUUAUUGUUAUCCUGAUUGGAUUUCCAGAGCAAUCAAAGACUUCGGUGCUACACAUGUGUUCCCUCUUCCAUGCAUUCAUCUUUGCUCAGCUCUGGACAGUGUACUGUGAACAAACUGCAGUAGCCCCGACCCUUCAAAAUCAGAAUGAGUUUAGCUUUACAGCAAUUCUUACUGCAUUGGAGUUUUGGAGUCGGGUAACACCCAGUAUCCUUCAGCUUAUGGCGCAUAAUAAAGUGAUGGUAGAAAUGGUGUGUCUUCACGUGAUUAGUUUAAUGGAGGCAUUGCAAGAAUGCAAUUCAACCAUUUUUGUCAAGCUAAUACCUAUGUGGUUGCCAAUGAUUCAGUCAAAUCUAAAGCAUCUCUCGGCCGGCCUCCAACUGCGCCUCCAGGCCAUUCAGAACAACGUCAACCACCACAGCCUGCGGAUGGUGCAGGGCUCGGGACCAGUGAACAACAGCUCCUCCGCUCUCCGCAAGUGGCUGCAGUGUACUCAGUUCAAAAUGGCUCAGGUGGAGAUCCAGUCCUCGGAAGCUGCCUCCCAGUUCUAUCCUCUAUGAAUGGCACUGAUGGAUUUCCACGGCAACUCUCCGGCUUAGCAAUAACGGGGUGGGAAAAUAGAAGACGAAAGCAGGUUUGGGAAUCAAUGACUUAGCCCCAUCCAAACCCUUUAAAAUUGAGCGAAGUAGGGUCAAGGCUCACAGGGGCCCAAUUGAAGUUUUCCUGCCCCCCGCAUUUCUGAUGGCUCCUUGGAAUAGACCGCUGAUUGUUUCCUGACCUUAUUUUUGAGAGAGAGAAAAAAUCACUUUUCUUUGACUUCUAUUUUUUUUAACUAGACUUGUGGGUACACUAGAGACAGUUGUAAAAGUCCCAUUGUUGCUAUUUUUGAUGAUGAUAGAGAAUAAAUAGGGUUUUGGAAACCUUCGUAGGGGUUUUUCUUAAAAAUCACUCUUGGCAAUGCAAUAAAACCUGUCACCACCAGAAGUGACACUGUAAUGAAGCUUUUUGUCAUUAUUUGGGGAAAAGUGGCAGCUUGCAAGGAGCAUUAUAAAGUGCACUUAGAAAUGAGGUGGUUAAACUGUGCCAAUUUUCUUUUUUAUAAUAUAAUUUUCAAAACUGUUGAGUAAGGUUUAUUAUUUUUGAAACUAGUUUUUCAGUUCAUCCGUUCUAUGCUGUACUUUCUUGUAAGCUUAAUGAUAACCACUUCAGUUUUGGGAAUAAUAAAUUUUAUUCUUUUGUUAAUCCAAUUGUAUACAAUUCGAUUGAAAAAAUGUAGAUUGCAUAAUGGACUCAUACAUUAUAGCCUGUGCAUAUAAGAUUGGUUAUGAAAAUAUGUUUCAUAAAACUGAAUUUUAAUAGUGUGCAGAACACCAGAAUUUAUCACCAUUUGUAAUUAACAUUUGACUCUGUGCAUUCACAACUGAUAUUUCUUUUCUUUAAUGCUGUAAUGCACUGAACAAAAAAAAAAGAGUUGAUGCCCACUUAAGCUGUAUAUAAAGAUACUAUUAAAAGCAUAUUCUUUAUUAUCAUUA
Messenger RNA from Ornithorhynchus anatinus (platypus), 9616 nucleotides. RefSeq names its product unc-79 homolog, NALCN channel complex subunit (gene UNC79). The record is from RefSeq and is a predicted model, not a curated record. The transcript has 52 exons. NCBI's taxonomy places the organism in Eukaryota, Metazoa, Chordata, Mammalia, Monotremata, Ornithorhynchidae. Gene Ontology annotation, molecular function: protein binding. Bases 515 to 8644 code for a protein of 2709 amino acids.